CCCCGAUUAUAUGAUACCCCACGGUAAUAAUGUAGCUCAAUAUCGGUAUGAUGCUGCAAAGCUCAAACGGUUGAACAGUGCAUGACAUUGCCGGAAAUUAAGUGCAAGCCACCCCACCUGCCACCACCACCACCGAACCAUCCAACCGUCGAACCGUCCGAAACAUCCCAAAACCCUCAACCCGACCAGCCAACACAACCCAAACAUGGGCGGAAGCAAUCUAGAAGUAUUCAAGACGGCCGCGAAUCUAGGUACAUCAUGUUCCCAAUCGCAAUCAUGUACUACUUCGGCACAAACCUCGAUAAUCGCUUCUCCGUGCCAGGAUUCUGGCCGAAGCCGGAGGAAACGCACAAGAUCCCCUUCGAGAGGGACGAGAUAAAGGCGGAAUUGGAAAGGUUAAGGCGGAAGCGGUUGGAGAAGCGCGCUAGGCGGCUGGAGGGGGAGCGGCACGAAUAAGGGAGGAAGGAAAGUGGCGGGGUGUUCGAUGGGGAUCUGGGGUUUUUCUGGGCAGAUUGGGCACUUUGUCUUUUCCCUCUUUUCCUUUUUUUUUCUAUUCCCGGUGUUUGCUGGAAAAUUCUCUGUUGAUAGUAUAGUCCAAGUGUGUUUAUACGUUCGCAUGAGAGAGGACGAAGUUGUGCUGCGGGAGAUGGGCGGGGAACGGGUUUCCCGGGGGUGGAU
Molecule: messenger RNA, 678 nt
Organism: Tuber melanosporum (Perigord truffle)
Lineage: Eukaryota; Fungi; Ascomycota; Pezizomycetes; Pezizales; Tuberaceae
Exons: 3
Coding region: 82-456 (124 amino acids)
Biological process (GO): mitochondrial respiratory chain complex IV assembly
Cellular component (GO): mitochondrial inner membrane; mitochondrion
Source: RefSeq, a predicted model, not a curated record